Molecule: messenger RNA, 1492 nt
Organism: Nerophis lumbriciformis (worm pipefish)
Lineage: Eukaryota; Metazoa; Chordata; Actinopteri; Syngnathiformes; Syngnathidae
Gene: fads2
Product: fatty acid desaturase 2
Biological process (GO): lipid metabolic process
Cellular component (GO): membrane
Molecular function (GO): oxidoreductase activity, acting on paired donors, with oxidation of a pair of donors resulting in the reduction of molecular oxygen to two molecules of water
Source: RefSeq, a predicted model, not a curated record
AUCGGCUCUGGAAUUUGGACCGACUGGCGUGAAAGAGCGCAGCCAGCAUCAUCGUGGGAAGGUUUGGCGUCAAUUUGUUGAUUUAGUCCGCAGUCUGCAAAGGAUGAGCCCGACGCGCCAGUGUGCCCAAGAAAAGUCUCGAUCGUGACCGUCAGGAUGGGUGCGGGAGGCCAGCUGACGGAGACCGGGAGCAGCGUCUACACCUGGGAGGACGUCCAGAGACACUGCAGCAGGAACGACCAGUGGUUGGUCAUCGAUCGGAAGGUUUACAACAUCACGCAGUGGGCCGACCGGCACCCUGGAGGGUUUCGAGUCAUCCACCAUUACGCCGGAGAGGAUGCCACGGAGGCUUUCACUGCUUUUCAUCCGGAUAAGAAGUUUGUGCAACUCUUUCUGAAGCCGCUGUUGAUCGGAGAGCUGGUGGAGACGGAACCCAGUCAGGACCGACAAAAAAAUGCUGCAGCUAUCAAAGACUUCCAGGCCUUACAUGCUCACGCCGUGCGCCAAGGUCUGUUUCGAUCCCGGCCCGCCUUCUUCCUGGCUCAUCUGGCUCACAUCCUGCUGCUGGAAGUUCUGGCCUGGACGCUGGUGUGGAUCUGGGGCACCAGUUGGCCCCUGACGCUGCUUUGUGCCGUCCUGCUGGCAAUUGCACAGUCCCAAACAGGAUGGUUGCAGCAUGACUUUGGUCACCUGUCUGUUUUCAAAAUGUCCAAAUGGAAUCACAUCCUCCACAAGUUUCUUAUUGGACACUUAAAGGGAGCUUCUGCUAAUUGGUGGAAUCAUCGCCAUUUCCAGCAUCACGCCAAACCCAACGUCUUUAGUAAGGACCCUGAUGUCAACAUGCUGCGCUUCUUUGUUAUUGGAGCCACUCAGCCUGUGGAGUACGGCACCAAGAAGGUCAAACGUAUGCCCUACAACCAUCAGCACUUAUACUUUUUCUUGGUUGGACCUCCGCUGCUAAUUCCAGUUUAUUUCCACAUUCAAAUAAUGCAUGGUAUGAUAUCUCGACGUGACUGGGUGGAUAUGGCCUGGUCCAUGUCUUACUACCUUCGCUACUUCAGCUGCUAUGUUCCACUUUAUGGUCUUCUUGGCUCAAUAGCGCUCAUCAUCUUUGUCAGGUUUCUGGAGAGCCACUGGUUUGUGUGGGUGACUCAGAUGAACCAUCUGCCAAUGGAUAUCGACUAUGAGAAGCAUCAGGACUGGCUCACCAUGCAGCUACAAGCCACCUGCAACAUUGAGCAAUCCUUCUUCAACGACUGGUUCAGUGGACACCUCAACUUCCAGAUUGAACACCAUCUUUUCCCAACGAUGCCGCGCCACAACUUCCACCGGGUGGCGCCAUGGGUGCGCGCUCUCUGCGAGAAACACAACAUCCCAUACCAAGUGAAGUCACUAAGAAGAGGCUUGGCUGAUGUCAUCAGGUCAUUGAAAGCAUCAGGGGACCUCUGGCUUGACGCAUAUCUUCAUAAAUGAUUCUUAUGUUCCAAAAAUG